This is a messenger RNA of Orbicella faveolata, 3580 nucleotides long. RefSeq lists its product as uncharacterized. Gene Ontology annotation, biological process: cytoplasmic stress granule assembly. NCBI's taxonomy places the organism in Eukaryota, Metazoa, Cnidaria, Anthozoa, Scleractinia, Merulinidae. The record is from RefSeq and is a predicted model, not a curated record. Gene Ontology annotation, cellular component: cytoplasmic stress granule. Gene Ontology annotation, molecular function: mRNA binding.
UUAUAAUUAUUAUUCUUCUUGGAACAUUGUCAUUGUCAUUGUCAUUUCUUUCCCUUGCCGAGGAUGAUGAAGUCACAUUUUCCCUUCUCAUUCUAAUUUCAACUUCCAAACCAGCUUCAUCGUAAUGAACCCGAAAACAUUGCCUGUUGUUGAUCUAAUGUGUCAAGUAACUUUUUAAUAAGAGAUUGUUUUCUGCUAUGUUAACAAGUGCUGACAUAUUUUAGGCAGAUCAUAAGGCAGUUUUUGUUGGAGCAAGCCUCCAACGUCUCAAAAUUGGAGCUCAAAAAAUGGUUUGGUGAGACUACAGUAUCUUGGCCGCUAUGAUUGAUGUAUGCAUUUUAUGCUGAAGAGUUCCAAAGGAAAAGCAUAAUAAUAAAGCAAUGAUUGCUUACCAAUACGAAAGCAAAUAUGUGUUUUGCCAAUAUGGCUGCCUCAUUGAUUUGUUGUGGUAGUAUGUUGUAAAAUAACCCAUUUAGGGUCCCCUCAGAGUGAACAUUCGGCCUCUCAAUCCAUAUUGUGAUUUUCAGAGGUUCAGAAAUUCUGACUUGAUGUUAAAAUUUGUUUAUCACACCAUACAAACACUUUUUUUAUUCUUUGCACUUGCUUAUUGCAGCAACAUCAAAAUUUAUUUGGGCUUUUAUUAAGCUGAAGCGGGGAGGGGUGGUGAGGACACUUUCACUUCCAUCUACAGUCCACAAUUUCUGUCCACAAACUUCUGUCAACAUUUGGUCCCUCACGAUACUCAUUGAUUGCUUGCGCAUACGCGCACAUGAAUGAGCUAAAAAUGGGUGAAGAUAUGCCUUUUCUGGACGAAUCAAGAGUCUUGUGAGUCUAUGUACGAGUCUGUGGUUUUGUCUUCCCCAAUCAGUUGCAUUGGCUUCUCGUUUUGUUGUUUUUACAGAAAUGGGUGCCACAGGAUGAAGAGAUUGACUUAGGAGGAGGGUUGGAGGACAAUAUGAAAGUGAAUGGUUGGUCAGCUGAUGAGAUGUUCAAAACCAAUCAAGAGAAAUUUGGUGUUACUUCAACAUACAGUGAUGAUCUAUUGCAAUACACGACACCACUUCCAAAAGAUAGCACUCGAGAGAUGGAAUUGAAAGCAGAGCAGACAGCUCGAGAAAUCGAACAGUCAAGGGGUCAUAUUCGUCGUCAAGAGGUUGACAGUGGACGCAGUGAAGAGGAGGCAUUUGCAGCUGUUGUUAGACCCCAGACAACAAGUACUGUAUCAAAGACAAGUCAGGCACCCCCUGGACACUCUUGCAUGGACAGAAAGUCUCCAAGAGGAGCUACCGAAGGUAGUCUGGCACUAGGACUCAGUAGUUUAAACUCAUCUGUUUUUGUAGAAUGUGGUGUAGUCUGGUGUUGUUUACAGAUUUCUUAGUAGAGAAAAUAUCCUGAUCAUGUCGUCUAAAACCAAAGUACUCUAAAGAAAAGGUUCACUGAUUGGGUUAAAAUCAUGUCUCUAUAACUCAAAAGAAACACAGAACUAGCACAAUCUGUUGAUGUACAUGUUUCUAUUAAUCAAUUAGAUUAUGAGCUCAAGAUUUCAAUCAGGUGGUAGUUGACAAGGGCGGAGCCCAAGUCAACUAUCAUGCAUAGAAUUCGAGAGCGAUUAUAAGUCUACUAGUCAUUCAAAACUUUAUCGGAAUCUUCUUCAUAGACACUUCGAAGACGCCAAGAAGUGGUCAUUAUUUUGUUAGCAAGGGCACACUGUUAUGCUAUUCACUAUCUAUCACAGAAUAGAUAGUAGGUAGCGUAGACAAUCAGAGCAUGGCAUUCGUGAUAGAACACUAGUAGAUUUAUACUAAAACUCAAUAGAAACAUGGUAUGUUGUCUAUUUUUUAAUUAUUCACCUGCAGUUCAAUAAACUUACUGUGAUUUUCCUUGAUACUCAGCUGCUUUAUAGGCAAUCCAAUUUCUCAAACCAUAAUAGUAUUAUCAUCAGCCGCUCUCAGUUACCACGUGGGAUGAUGAGGGGGAAAAACCAAACAUUCUAAAACUCCUUUGUGACCUUGAAUUUCCCCAGAACACACUAGCUGAUGAGGUUCUAUUAUCUUAAUGUCACUUUGAUAUCCUUCUGCUGCUAUGAGGUUGGCUUUUCUUUUCUUAUCAGUGUCAUAGUCCAAAUAUAUGGUAGUCCACGCUAGACAGUAAAGUGUUUCUCUAGGUUGCUUGUAUUUUUUCAACAAAGUAGAUUGAAUCUCCACCGCAUGUCACAAUUGUUGUUGUUGUGUGACCUAACCAAAACAAAGAAAUCACAAAACCAUGUGUAGAAAACAGGAGGUAAGCAACAUGAAAACAUGCAUGAGUAGUUUCCCACCCAUUCAACCACAGCCAACACCCAAGAAGAGAAAAACUUUUCAUACCUUUCCUUGACUAAAUUACAAUUACUUGCAAAUUACAAUUUCCUGACUAGAUAUUAAAUUCCCUAACUUUCUUUGGAUCUUGAAAAACUUUCCUGACUUUUUCCAGACAUUUGGCAACCAUGCAUAUUACAGUACAACACGUUUUCAUUUUUUUUUUUACUUUUUAACUUGGAAAAUAUUAUUUUCCAAGUUGUAGUAGUGGAGCAAUUUCACUCCUUCACUCCUUCACUUCUUGUUAGACAUUUGGAACCCCAGGGGAGAACUCUCAUUUGAAAAGACCAGGGACACUUGUCAGAAAAUUUGAAUUUAACCCCUAAAGGACACUAAUGUAGGAGUUGCUUGAGCUUCAUUAGACCCCUAAAAGAUACCACUUAAAAUGGAAUAGGUUUGCUUACUAGCCACUGUUCAAGAGAGGAUCUCACACUCACUGGUAGACCCGACUUGCAUGCUCAGGAGAACAGUGGAAAUCAAGCCUAAAAUUAAAACGGAAAUUAAAUGAGAGUGUUUCUUCCUUUUUAUUAUUAUUUCUUUGAGUGCACCCUAAAGGAUACUUUGACAGCAAAAAAUGGUGUUUUGUCAUCAACAUUCUAAGUGAGACCAGAAUCCUUGAUUUGUACCCAAGACAACAAGUAUACCCAGCCUUUUCAUGUAUGAGUCAUUUCAUGUAGGAUGCAAGAACUCAAUAUCUUACUGCAGAAAUGAUCUACAUAGAAUAGAUUUCCGUACAAACAUUUUUAUAUAUAGAAGCUACAUGCAAUUACAUAAAUAGCUCAUUCCUGAAGGUGUCUGCUUAAACAGGUUUAACUGUACUUGAUUGCCAAAAAAGGAGAUAUUGAGAGUCAAAAUUGAUGAGCUGUAUGAAUUUUUGAAUGAUUCAAGUUGUGAUUAAAAGUUUGCGACGAUCAACAGACAAGAGAAUUGAGGAGAAUUCAAACGACAUGUUUUGCUAUUAUUUAUAGGUUAUUGUAAAUAAAUACACAUGAAUACGAACAUGGUGAAAUGAUAUGAAUAAAUACAAGAAAAGACAUUACACAAGGCUGAGGGUUCUGCAGUCCUUAAUAUCACCUUGGAAAUGAGAGGGGAAAAAGAAAAGAAGUUAUUACAACACAGGGUAUUCGUAUUUGGUAACCCAGCCAAGUAGGAACCCCGCUGAACAGGGCUUAACUUUGUUGAGUGGACAAGACAUGGUGCUGUCCUUGUGGUUUAGUGGCUCUACG